This is a messenger RNA of Camelina sativa (false flax), 2172 nucleotides long. RefSeq lists its product as uncharacterized. The record is from RefSeq and is a predicted model, not a curated record. NCBI's taxonomy places the organism in Eukaryota, Viridiplantae, Streptophyta, Magnoliopsida, Brassicales, Brassicaceae.
AUGGCGGUUGAGACGAGAUCUCAGGUGAACAGACAAGAUCUGGGCGGCGAUGGAGCUCGGGAAGGUGAAACAGAGACGAUCGGAGACACACGGAGCUUACUCGAUCGUACUCAGGCGAUAGAAAAGGCACUUGCGGAGCAAGAUAAGAAGAUGGACCGGAACAUCGCAGAUAUGAUACACAUGAUUCCCGUCCAACAAGCUUCAUCGAGUUGUCAACCAAAGGACAAGAGCCCGAUGACUGAUUCAGGGUCUCCGGAUUCUUAUGGAAGUAGUCUUGACUAUCAUCGUGGGGGUGGAUCUAUCCCUGGCCAUUAUCCGGGAGUUACGCGUUUGGGAAGGGUGGAUUUUCCACGUUUUGAUGGUGAGCGGUUCUCAGAGUGGGUUUGUAAGGUGGAGGAUUACUUUGUUCUGGAUGCUACACCAGAUAGCUCGAAGGUACGAAUGGCUUCCAUGCACUUUGACAGCCAUGCGUCGGUGUGGCAUCACGCUCUCGUCCAAACACCUUUUGGUCAGAGUUUGCUGAACGAUUGGAUCUCUUAUAAACUUUUGAUGAGAGAGAGGUUUGUGGAUGCGUUGGAGGAUCCGAUUGCAGAUCUCAAAAACUUGCGGGAGACGGCAGGAAUUGUUGAGUAUCAUCAGAAGUUUGAAGCGAUCAGGGCAAGAGUUUCACUCUCGGAGGAUUAUCUGGUGCGUGCUUACCUUGCAGGACUCCGGCUUGACACUCAAGUGCACAUCAGGAUGUUUCAGCCGCAGACUGUUCGCCAGUGUCUGGUGUUGGGGCGUCUUUAUGAAACAGCUCAUCCGGUGGCUAAAGGGUCUUUACAAGGAGGAACAACAGCUAAAUUCAUCAAUAGUGGCAACACAACGUCUGUAACUAAGCAAAACAUGUCACACCGAAAAGAGGUGGGACAGGAGGUUGUUGGCAGUACGUUACCCAAGCAAGCUAGGAAGUACUUGUCGCAAGAGGAAAUGAGUGAGAGAAGGGCCAAGGGGUUGUGUUUUCAGUGCGAUGAGAAGUAUACACCUGAUCAUUACUUAAAGCAUAAGAAAACACAGGUAUAUAUGAUUGAAGUAGGGGGAGAAGAGGAGAUUUGGGAACAAGAGGAGAGCGUAGAGCUUGUAUCAGAGGAAAAGGAUAUGCCACGAGUUUCAAUCAGUGCUGUUGCAGGAAUCACAGAUUACCAUACCUUGAAAGUAAGGGGGGUUCGCAAGAAGAAAGUGAUGUUCAUUUUACCUGACACCGGGUCAACACAUAAUUUCAUGGACCCUAGGACAGCACAAAAGUUGGGGUUGUCAAUACAAUCUGCAGGGAUUUCUCGUGUGGCGGUUGCGGAUGGAAGAGUGCAAUGGUUAGCACCCUUGGGAGACACCACUUGGAACUUCCAAAAGUUGGAGAUGGGUUUUUGGUGGAAUAAACAGAGGAUUCUGCUUCACGGUAUCAAACCUGGUGCAGUCAGAACGGUUAAAGCCAAGAAGUUUAACGAGUAUGACAAAGAUGAAGUGCAAGUAUCGAUGAUUUGUGCUCAAGAAGUGGUGGAGGAGGAAGACUUGACAUUAUAUGCACUGGAGUUGAGUCGCAGAACAAAUGAAGACAAUGCGGCAAUUCUGCAGUUAAAAACAGAGUAUGCUGAUAUCUUUGCAGAACCUACCGAACUACCGCCGUUCAGGAAGAAUCAUGAUCAUCAGAUCGUGUUGCAGUCUGGUUCUGACCCUGUCAAUCAGAGGCCAUACCGCUAUGCAGUUUAUCAAAAAAAUGAAAUAGAUAGAAUUGUGGAGGAAUUAUUGACUGCAGGCACCAUCCGAGUGAGCUCAAGCCCCUUCUCUUCACCAGUGGUGUUGGUCAAAAAGAAAGAUGAUACGUGGAGGUUGUGUGUAGAUUACAGGGCAUUGAACGGUAAGACGGUUAAGAACCGGUUUCCGAUUCCUUUGAUUGAAGAUCUCAUGGACGAACUAGGCGGUUCUACUGUGUUCUCGAAGAUUGACUUAAGAGCAGGAUAUCACCAAGUAAAAAUGGCACCAGAGGAUGUGCCUAAGACUGCUUUCAAAACUCACAGUGGCCACUUUGAAUAUCUGGUCAUGCCCUUUGGGCUAACAAACGCCCCUGCUACUUUUCAAGGAUUGAUGAACGGUAUUCAAGGAUUUUCUGCGGAAGUUCGUUCUGAUCUUUUUUGA